AUGUCCGCUAAAGAUUUAGAAAUGAAACCAAUAGUCUCUGAAUUGAGAGGAGAUUUCUCUGGGUCAGUUUCGGAUUCCGAAACUCCUGCUAAUAAUAAUGAUAUGGGUAAAUGGGACCGUUUUAAAGAUUCGUUUAGAAGACAAGAGGUCGCACACGGUGAUGAAGGUAAGAAAUUACAAAAAGGGAUUAGUACUAGACAUUUGACCCUCAUGGCCCUUGUAACAGGUGUUGGUACUGGGUUGCUUGUGGGUUCAGGUAAGGUAUUGCAUGUUUCGGGUCCUUUGUUUUUGAUAGUUGGUUACGCUAUAGUUGGGUCAUUCUUGUACCCUACUUUGCAAGCAGCUGGUGAGUUAGCUGUGAAUUACAGUGAUCUUUCUGGAGGGUACAAUAACUACCCUCGUAAAUUUAUCGAUGAGUCUGUUGCGUUUGCGGUUACCUGGAACUACUGUAUUCAAUGGUUAUCAGUCAUUGCAGUGGAAUUAGUCACUGCAGCCAUGACUAUUCAAUUCUGGGACCAGGACAAAAAGUACAACCCUGAUAUCUGGGUGACAAUUUUCUUUGUGGUCAUUUUGCUCAUCAACUUUGUUGGAUCCAAGGGAUAUGGUGAAGGUGAGUUCGUCUUUGGAAGUAUCAAGUUAUGUAUGAUUUGCGGUUUUAUUCUCAUGACUAUAAUUGUGAAUUGUGGUGGUGGACCUGUUCCAUAUAUCGGUGGUAAAUACUGGCGUGAUCCUGGGUACUAUACCAAUUUUAAAGGGUUGUGUAAUGUUUUCGUUACUGGUGCCUUUUCAUUGGGUCAAUCUGAGUUCGUUGCAUUAUCUGCUGCUGAACAGCCUAACCCUAGAAAGGCUAUUCCUGCUGCUUGUAAGUUAAUUUUCUGGAGAAUCGUGGUGUUAUUCUUAGGCUCCUUAACUAUGGUUGGGCUUAUGGUUCCAUAUACUUCCGAUCAAUUGAUGGGUUCUGGUGGUAAUGCUACCCAUGCUUCUCCUUAUGUACUUGCUGCAGAAUUGCAUAAGGUUAGGGUUGCUCCAGACAUCAUCAAUGCUGUCAUCUUGUUGUCCGUCACUUCUGUUGCGUCAUCUGCUUUAUAUUCUUCUUCGAGAACUUUACAAUCAUUAGCUGAACAAGGUUUUGCACCAAGUUACUUCAACUACAUUGACAAAUCUGGUAGACCAUUAAGAGCAUUAAUCGUCUGUUCUAUUGUUGGUUUAUUCUCAUUCAUUGCUGCUUAUGACCAAGAAGAACAAGUUUUCACCUGGUUGUUGUCUAUCUCAGGUUUAUCACAAAUCUUUACAUGGAAUGUUAUUGUUGUUUCCCAUGUUAGAUUUAGACAGGCCUUGAAGUAUAAUGGCAUUUCACUUGAUUCGUUAGGUUAUGUUGCAUCUACUGGUGUAUGGGGAUCGAUUUACGCUAUCGUAUGGCAUUGGUUGAUUUUAUUCGCCCAAUUCUAUAUUUCCUUAUUCCCUGUUGGAUCUAGUAAACCAGAUGCCCAGAAUUUCUUUGAGAAUUAUCUUGGUGCUUGUGUAUUAAUUGUUUUCUACAUUUGUCAUAAGCUCUGGACUAGAAAUUGGAAAUUUUACUUCAAGACCAGUGAAAUCGACAUUAACGCGGAUAGAGUUAUAUUUGACGAAGAAGUAUUAAACUUAGAAAAGCAAGAACAUCAAGAAAAAUUGAAGAGAAGUCCUUUCCAUGUGAAAGCCGUAGAUUUCCUUUUUAAAUAG
Messenger RNA from Debaryomyces fabryi, 1719 nucleotides. RefSeq names its product amino acid transporter (gene GNP1). The record is from RefSeq and is a predicted model, not a curated record. Gene Ontology annotation, molecular function: amino acid transmembrane transporter activity. The transcript has a single exon. Bases 1 to 1719 code for a protein of 572 amino acids. Lineage: Eukaryota; Fungi; Ascomycota; Pichiomycetes; Serinales; Debaryomycetaceae. Gene Ontology annotation, cellular component: membrane. Gene Ontology annotation, biological process: amino acid transmembrane transport.